AAAUCUAUUCAGCGGAUUCUUAGAACAAAAUGGCGGCGAGCAGGAGCUGAUGGAGCCGACGAAUUCUAUAAAGCUGUGAACGACUGGAUUGUAACAUGACUUCAGAUAAAAGUGCAGCCGCUGCUAAAGAAUAUGCCAAGCAGCUUGGAGAUAUAUUCAAGCAUGAAUGUGAGCUAUCGAGGAAAAAGGAGUCCUGCCAUCAGUUGGCUGAGUUUUACUUGGCAGUAGAAAAAGACGUGCACAAAGCCAAGGACACUUUCAAACUAGCAUGUGAAGAGCUUGGUUUGAUGGAGAGCUGUUUUGCAUUAGGGAACCUGCACCUGACCUCUAAAGAACUCAAAGACCCAGAGGAGGCCCUGAGACUGUUUGGAAUUGCAUGUGAAAACAAGCAAGCCGGUGCCUGUAAUAACGCUGGUCUCAUCUAUCAAAGUGGCAUUGAACAAACUCACAUCAAAAAAGACAUUAACAAGGCUAUGGAGUUCUUUGGUAAAAGCUGCACUGAGGGAAAUAAAAACGGCUGUUUUAACCUGAGUGCCAUUUAUCUGAUGGGACGUGAUGGAAUCGCCAAGGACAUGAAAAAGGCAUUUGAUUACUCCAUGAAGGGAUGUCAAAUGGGCCACCCUUGGGGUUGUGCGAAUGUCAGCCGCAUGUAUGCACUUGGGGACGGAGUAGCGAAGAAUCCUGAAGAAGCUGCAAAAUAUAAGAAGCUGGCCAAAGAAUAUUCAGUAACUGAAGUAAUAUUGUAAAUCAAAAUUAAAUACUUGUGUCAAAUAGAUUCUUUCUUAAGAUGGAAACUAGUGAACAAUUAAAUAAAAGGACUCUUAAAAACU
Molecule: messenger RNA, 830 nt
Organism: Nematostella vectensis (starlet sea anemone)
Lineage: Eukaryota; Metazoa; Cnidaria; Anthozoa; Actiniaria; Edwardsiidae
Product: cytochrome c oxidase assembly factor 7B
Exons: 3
Coding region: 96-746 (216 amino acids)
Cellular component (GO): mitochondrial intermembrane space
Molecular function (GO): protein binding
Source: RefSeq, a predicted model, not a curated record